AUGUUUAAUCCGUUUACAUUGUCGCUCACGAACCUGGUUGAGAAGGAGCAACGCCCUGGUGAUCUAGGAGCUUUUAUGCGCUGCUUCAUUGAACCGGAAAAACGAACGCUUCACUUGUCCAAUUUACCACUGCCAUCACUCGGUCUGGAAAAUACCACCUGGGAAUCAUGCGCUGAAGCUCUGAAGUUGCUGCGUACUGCGUACACAACCACUCUAGGAGGCCUGGAACCUGCAAUAAUUGAAAAAUACCGUAUAGCGUGUAAAGAUCAAUUUCCUAUGGCCAACUUGUUCCUGACCAGUGCGGAGCGCGAUGAUUUACGUGCUCGAAUGGUCGAAGCGGGCUCGAACACAGCGGUUUGCGGCGUUUACGUGACCUACACUACCGAAGCGGAUGUCUAUUCUGUCCCGUAUCCUGCCGCAUUGGUCCAACCAUUUAACUCACUGUCACUCUGUAACGAGACGAUAGUGAAUGGUGAUGCCGAGGAUUCGUCUGAUAACCCUUGUAAAGCUCCUGUGAAUAAUCUGAACAAGAAAACCCAUAAUUUAGAUACCGGCAGGACUCAGCUCCCAGCGUCCACUUUCUAA
Molecule: messenger RNA, 585 nt
Organism: Echinostoma caproni
Lineage: Eukaryota; Metazoa; Platyhelminthes; Trematoda; Plagiorchiida; Echinostomatidae
Source: the annotation of a GenBank genome assembly